This is a messenger RNA of Menidia menidia (Atlantic silverside), 2805 nucleotides long. The record is from the annotation of a GenBank genome assembly. NCBI's taxonomy places the organism in Eukaryota, Metazoa, Chordata, Actinopteri, Atheriniformes, Atherinopsidae.
CUGGAGAUCCAGGGGAUGAAGGCCUCGCUGGUGGAGGAGGGGGAGCAGGGGGUGGGCCUGGACUCCACCGGUUUCUACGACCAGGAGAUCUACGGCGGCAGCGACAGCCGCUUCGCCGGAUACGUCACCUCCAUCGCCGCCAACGAGCAGGAGGACGACGAUGAAGACGACACGUCCACCAGCCUGCUGGGGCAGAAGAAGCCCGGGUACCACGCGCCCGUCGCCAUUCUCAACGCCAUUCCUCAGUCAGACGAGCAGCUGCUCAUCCUGAAGAACCUGCAGAGCAACACCCAGCAGCACCUGGACCUGGUGGCCGAACUGGUCUCCGAGAGGGAUCCUGCCGAGCCAUCAGAGGGCCUUGAGCCUCCUCUAAGAAGCUCUGGGCCUCCUCCAGAGGGCCUUGGGCCUCCUUUAGGAACCUGUGGACCUCCUCCAGGAAGCUGUGGGCCUCCUCCAGAGGGCCUUGGGCCUCCUUUAGGAACCUGUGGACCUCCUCUAAGAAGAACCUGUGAGCCUCCUCUAAGGGGCUUUGAGCCUCUGGGAAACCGGGCCGAGGACCAGAUUGGAGGGGCCGAAGUUGGAGAGGUCGCCCAUCCUGGUCAACUAGAAGCUGAGAGCAGAGGCUCUGUUCAGCGUUUCCCGGCGAGGCCCCGCCCCCCCAGCAGCAGCCUGCGGGACGAGGUGGAGCGGCUGUCGGCCGUCCUCUCCCAGGCCGACGCCCCUCCGGACCCGCCCCCCCGCCCGGAGUCUCCGCCCCCCCGCCCGGAGCAGACCGUGCUGCUAGACGCCACCAUGGACAUCACGCUCGGCGCCACCGCCGCGGCCGCCGAGAUCGUCGCCGUGGAAACCAAACCCAAGAGGAGGAGGAGGCCGAAGGGCGCGAGGCGCCGGGAGGAAAACGGGUCAUGUGACGCCACCGACCCGUCACAUGACCCGCCGGAGCCCCCAGCCGACUACGUGGGGCAGAGGCUGCGGGAGAAGUCCUUUGAUCCCGCCGGGAGGGCCUCCAGCGUAAUGGACGAGCUGGCUCACUACGAUCUCGCCAUCAGCGUCGCUCUGUGGUGGUUAAACCGGGAGGAAUUAAACCGGGAGGAAUUAAAACGGGAGGAAGGACAGGGCGGUGUCGACACAGGCAUCAUAUCGGAGCUGAGCGGACGUCUGUUUCUGUUCCAGAGCCGCCUGCCGGUGGAAGAGAUCCUGGAUCUGUACAAACGGAAACCAGCCGCCUGCUUCCCCGGCCCCCAAACACAGCCCCCGUUUCCCAGCAGCCUUUGCCGGAACGUCACGGUUUCUCGGAUCCCCAAAUUAGGCAAAAGCCAGAACGUCCCGAAGAGCAAAUCGGAGAGCCCGACGGACCUGGAGGACUACUUCACGGAUCCCACGGAGGAGAGCCGACGGGACUCCAAGAUCACAUGCAGGAAGUCCAGAACCAAGACCAGGAAAACCUCCAGGGGAGCCCCGAGACCUCCAGAUUCUGGUCUGAGUCCUGCUCACCAGAGCAACGAGGAAGAGGAGAUCCUCAGAGGUCCGUCAGAACCCCAUGAGAUCUUUAGAGGUCCUGCAGAACCCCGGGAGAUAUUUAGAGGUCCGUCAGAACCACGGGAGAUCUUUAGAUGUCCGUCAGAACCCCGGGAGAUCCUCAGAGGCUCACAAGAACCCCGGGAGAUAUUUAGAGGUCCGUCAGAAUCCUGGGAGAUAUUUAGAGGUCUUUCAGAACCUCGGGAGAUCUUGAGAGGUCCGUCAGAACCCCGGGAGAUCUGUAGAGGUCCUUCAGAACCCCGUGAGAUAUUUAGAGGUCCGUCAGAACCCCAUGAGAUCUUUAGAGGUCCGUCAGAACCCCAUGAGAUCCUCAGAGGUCCACCAAAACCCCGGGACUUCCUGUCUGGAGCAAAGGAGUCUUUGGGCGGGGCCAGGAGGACCAAUCACAGGCCGAGAUGCAGGGGAACGUUUGUCAUCUCCGUGACCCCCGACAGCCCCUCCCGGACCCUGGAACGGGUCCCGAACCCGGAGGCCCCGCCUACAAAGACCUCGUCCAAGAAGACCCAGCCCAUAGAGGCCCCGCCCACAAAGACCCAACACAUAGAGGCCCCGUCCACAAAGACUCAACACAUAGAGGCCUCGCCCAUAGAGGCCCCGUCCACAAAGACCCAACACAUAGAGGCCCCGCCCACAAAGACCUCAUCCAAAAAGACCCGGCCCAUAGAGGCCACGCCCACAAAGAGUCGGCCCAUAGAGGCCACGCCCACAAAUACCCAUUCCACAGAGGCUCCGCCCACUGAGGCCCCGCCCACAAAGACCCGGCGCUCCAGGAAGCGGCGGCGAGCAGAAGCCGGGGAGGCGGGCUCCUCCCGGGACGGCGGCGAGAAUCCCCACGCCCCCGAACGCCCCCGACCCUCCAAGCCCUCGAAGCGUUCCAAGAUGGCGGAGGGGGCGGAGCCUCCGCGGCUGAGGGAGACCUUCCUGGUCUUCAGGCGCCCGAGCAGCGGCGCCCUACUGCUGGAGGACGAGCUGCCGCCCUGGCAGCUCGCCGACCUCAGUGCCGUGGAAACGGAGCCCGGAAACGGAGCCGUGGCCGCCGUCGCCACGGCAACGCCCGGCAGGGCGGCGCCACUGAGCACCGUCACCAACACCCGCAGCAGCCCCGACGGAGCCCGGACCCGCAGGAGGCCCGGCCCGGUCAGCUACAAGGAGCCCCCCCUCAACAGCAAAAUGAGACGAGGAGACAAAUUCACGGAGACCACGUUCCUGAGUUCUCCACUGUUUAAGGACGGGAAGAAGAAGAAGCCCAGGAGGCCCGUGGACUGA